Messenger RNA from Salvia miltiorrhiza (redroot sage), 897 nucleotides. RefSeq lists its product as uncharacterized. NCBI's taxonomy places the organism in Eukaryota, Viridiplantae, Streptophyta, Magnoliopsida, Lamiales, Lamiaceae. The record is from RefSeq and is a predicted model, not a curated record. Bases 1 to 897 code for a protein of 298 amino acids. The transcript has a single exon.
AUGAGGUGCAAGAAGCACGCCGCGGACCUCAGCAGCGGUGUCGGCGUCUGCGCCUCCUGCCUCCGCGACCGCCUCGUUGCUAUAAUGGAGGCGCAGGCGCUGAAACAGUCGCAGCUCCUCCGCAAAUCGGACGCGCAGCAGCAGCAGCCUCCGCCUCUCUCGUUUCCGCGAUCGGUCUCCCCUUACAUCUCGCGGCGGGCGACGGACGCCGGCGCCGCCGCCUGGCAUAUCCACGGCAACCAGCGGAGCCUCUACAGCACGCCGCAGCUGGUGCCCGCCGCGGAUGAGGUUAAGAACAGGAAGGGCCACGGCGGCGGCAGAUUCUCCGCUCUGUUUUUAGGUCUGUUCAGAUCGAAAUCUGACAAGCACGAUUUGAAUUCGCGUUUGGAUCAUGGGGUUUCGGGCGAGUCCUGCUCCGCCUCUCCGCUUUGGUUCUCCAACAUGAUCCCCGGUCGCCGGAGAAAGCAGAUUCUGUCGUUAUCGGUGGACGAGAGCUCGAUCGGAGCGCAGCAGAGAGCCUGCCGGAAUCGAGAUCGCGGAAUGUCGCCGGCGAGAUGCUCCGACGACGACGACGACGAGCAUUGCCACGGCGGAUCGAGUGGCUACUCGUCGGAAUCGUCGCAGGGGUGGAGGCAGACGCCGCGGAGGACCCCGGCGGCGACGCGGCGGAGGGGAGGCGGCCAGAAUCGGAACAUUUCGGGAUUGGCGUUUUGCCUGAGCCCUUUGGUUCGGGCCAGCCCGAACCGGCACUGGAAUCAGAAGGGGAUGCCGCCGGAGGCGGUGCUUCCCGGCGAAUCGAGGGCUCCGGCGAAGCCGCACUUGUCCGCAGCGGCGUCGUUUUGCAAGAACCGGUCGCGGAAGCUGGCCGAUUUUGGGAGGUAUAACUCGAGGCAUUGA